AGUAGACUGUCAGCGCACUGGUGUCUGUAAGGGCAUGUAGCCUACUGCAUUUCUAUGGUACACUGGUGUCUGUAAAGGCAUAUGUACUGCGUUUCUAUGGUAUACUUACCCAGUCCAAGUCUGAGGUCAGCUGAAGGAAUUUCCGGCACUAUGAAGAUACCGCCCGAGCAGACGAUUUAACUACGAUGAACUACAGGGUAAAUGAAUCCUUCUGGCCAUUUCACCAACCCAGUGCAUCAUGGGAGCCCUGGUGGUGGAGGUCUGCCAAGCUCCGGGAUGGGAAAUGGCAGCCUUCACUCAUCAAUGGAGAGUGUGGCGGCGGAGGAUUCGCCCCCCCCAGCCCUCUCUGCCAGACAGGACCCCCCUGGACAGGAGCAUCCUGCCGCCGAGCCCCUCCCCCGCAACAGCAAAACGCAGUGGGAGGGAGCCUGUCACCAUGGAGACUGCCUCGGCAACCGCCUCCAGCUCAUGUCUCUGGUCCAGUGCCGGGUCAUGACUUCUGCCACUAAGGGUCUCAGGGAAGACCACUCCCCCUUCCCAUCAGCCCCGGCAGUGUUCCACGCCCAUCAGCACAUCCCUGAGUUCCACCAGUGCAACAGGUAUGACCCCCCUGGCCUUUCCUCCAAAGCCCACUUUCUGCCCCCCGUGCCCCCGGCGAUGCGCCCCAUGGUGCCCCCAUCUGUGGCCGUGUCUGGGCCCGCCGGGGGCUGGGAGCCUGCCGUGCCCCGCCAUGGCCAGAUGGAGGUGCUGUUUUGGGAAAACGAGAGGCUGAAGCGGGAGCUGGACACCCAGCAGGAUAUCAGCUUCAGGAUACAGAAACUUGAGCAGGAGCUGAGGCGUAUUUCUGGCGCGUAUAGUCAGCUGAUCCAGACCUGUGCUGACAGAGAAGCUGAAGAAAACCAGCAGAGGGAGCAGUUACUAGAGGAGAUCAAGAGACUGCAACAGCUCAACAUUGACCUACAAGACAGAUUAGAGGAAACCAGUCGACAGGCUGUUGAGGAGGUGGAGAUUGCAGACCGACACCAACAUCAGAUGAUGGCCCUCAUCACACAGAACGAGCUGCAGCAGCAGGAGCAGGCCUGUCUGCAGCGUCACCUGCGGCAGCUGCGCGUGCGCUGGCACGAGCUGCGCGUGCACGCCUUUGCGGCGGAGCGGGCCCUGGGCGCCUCGGAGCGCCGCGCCGGCGAGCUGCGCAGGGAGCUGCGGACGCAGCAGGCCUGCGCGCACACCGCCCAGCAGCUGCAGGGGGCGCUCUCGCGUCUGCAGGACGCCUGCGCGCGCAGGGAGGAGCUGGACACGGAGCUGCGAGCGCAGCUGCAGCAGCAGCAGCUCAGACACACAGAGCAGUCUGACAGCAGCUCUCUCACAAAUGACCAGCCAGACCCAGAUAUGGAGAGCAGGCUGGCUGUGAUGACCGCUCUAGUUCAUCAGAAGGAUGAAGUAAUCCGCCACCUUCAACAGAGACUCCGAGAGGCUCUGAAGAGUGUUGCCGACAGCAAACACAGUCAAUCCAUAUUGAGCACAGAAGCAGAGACCCCUGAAUCAGAGGAGCAGCGAGCCCAGUGUUCGUCAUCCACUCUCUCCAGCCCUCAGCCCACGACUGCAGCAGCCAGCAGCCACCACCAGACCCAGGCCCUCACUACAGCCAGCAGCCACCACCAGACCCAGGCCCUCACUACAGCCAGCAGCCACCACCAGACCCAGGCCCUCACUACAGCCAGCAGCUCCAGUUGCCAUCUCAGUGUGGCACCCAGUACCUCCAACCCUGUGCCCUGUACCAGUCCAGAGCAGGCCAGUGUAGACUGUGUGAAGCAACUGACUGCCAGACCUCCCGAGCGCCUGGAGGGGCUGGACGGCUUGGAGGUGGAGGCAGUGGAGGUGUUCAUAUGAGGAUCAGACUCCAACACGGAGGGGUUUAGGACUAACCCUCUAACCUUGAACCUAGACUUAAUUCUUAGAUCAUUAGGUCUCCACCACAGAACAGUUUAGGACUAACCCUCUAUCCUUGAUUCUAGUCUUGAUUCUGAGAUCAUUAAGUCUCCAAUUCAGAAGAGUUUAGGACUAACUUUAACCUUAAUCCAAGUCUUAAAUCCAAUUCUGAUUUUAAAGUGAUCAAUAGGCUAAUGACUUACAAAGAUGUUUAUGAAUUUUAAACCAAAUUAUACUUUUAAGAAAUCCCACAUCCUUAUUACUAUAGUUAUACUAUAAUAUUACAAUAUUGUGAAUUGUUCCAUUAUGAAAAGAUGUGAUACAGCAUUUCAUUCUACAAAAUACAAGGUCAUCAUUAAAUGGGGUCAAUAUGGUUUAACAGUGAGAGGAGGCUUUAACAAACAUAGGCAACUUGUGCAUUAUAAUGCCUCACACUUUAGUAAUUACUUACAUAAUUGCCAUCCAUAAAUGAUUGUACAAAUAUCUACUGUACUAUAUGUAUAAUAACAUAUUGGUGAAAUGUUUGAAAUGACCUUUUUUGUUCAAUAUCUUAAAAGCCUGAUUCAUGUCUCAUACACUGCACGGACAGACAUACAGAGAGAGAGAGAGAGAGAGAGACAGUCACACACACACACACACACACACACACACACACAGUCCAUUGAUUUAUGGGGUGGUAGAAUAACACUCAUGAUAAGUACCCCGAAGGCAGAAUUGAAUUCACUGAACGUGUCCUCGUGACUAGACACACACACACACACACACACACACACACACACACACACACACACACACACACACACACACACACACACACACACACACACACACACACACACACACACACACACACACACACACACACACACACACACACACACACACACACACACACACACACACACACACACACACAAUUAUAAAAAUGAUUUGCCCAAGUAAUUGUCAAUAUCAAUAUGCCCUGCACUUCUACUCUACAAAUCUAUUUUACAUCUGUCCAACAGCUAAAUCAUUCUACAGUUACAAAUAUCUUAUACAGCUACAAAUUAAUGUUCUACUAAAUGCACAAAGCUCUGAUUCUUUUGCACAACCUUGGGGAUCAAAAUGUCUCUUUGUAUUGUAUGUGUGUAUCAUACCAUAACUGAAUUAUUUGCAAGAGUAGAAGUAAUUCACACAUGUUUUUAUUUUUAUGUAUCGAUUUUUUUUUCACUCUUAAUUGUGUACAUUUCUGUAAUUUAAUGUUUUAUGGUUUGUAUGUAUAAG
Sardina pilchardus (European sardine) is the source of this 3192-nucleotide messenger RNA. RefSeq names its product angiomotin-like 2a. The record is from RefSeq and is a predicted model, not a curated record. The transcript is spliced from 10 exons. Bases 202 to 1890 code for a protein of 562 amino acids. Gene Ontology annotation, cellular component: bicellular tight junction; cytoplasmic vesicle; plasma membrane. Lineage: Eukaryota; Metazoa; Chordata; Actinopteri; Clupeiformes; Clupeidae. Gene Ontology annotation, biological process: establishment of cell polarity involved in ameboidal cell migration; angiogenesis; actin cytoskeleton organization.